CGGCGAGCGGCGUCCUCCGGGCAGCGCGGGAGAGGGGCUGGGGGCGGGGCCGGCCUGCUCGGCGCUGCUCGGCGCUCUGCGCCCACAGGAGGAAGUAACCGGGAAACAAUCGACAUCAGGGAAGUGACUCUUGAAAGCAAAGAGUCCGACUCAAAGGACCAAAGGACCGACCUUCGAGGAUGCGUCCAUUCCCCCACUUGCUCGAGGAGUAGGCAAGACCCGCAGCAGGAGUCCCUGCAGAGGAGAAAUUGGACGCUCGUCGGCUCCAGAAGCACCUAUGGAUUAUGGCAGGAAAAGUGAAAUGGGUCACUGAUAUCGAGAAGUCGGUGCUGAUAAAUAACUUUGAAAAGAGAGGAUGGAUCCAAGUGACAGAAAACGAGGAUUGGAACUUUUACUGGAUGAGUGUGCAAACCAUCCGAAAUGUGUUUAGCGUGGAAACGGGCUAUCGGCUCUCCGACGAUCAGAUCGUCAACCAUUUCCCGAACCACUAUGAACUGACCCGGAAGGAUCUGAUGGUGAAGAAUAUUAAAAGAUACAGGAAGGAGCUGGAGAAAGAAGGGAGUCCUCUGGCAGAAAAAGAUGAAAACGGGAAAUACCUCUAUCUGGACUUCGUUCCGGUCACCUACAUGCUGCCUGCGGACUACAACCUGUUCGUGGAGGAGUUCAGGAAAAGCCCCUCCAGCACCUGGAUCAUGAAGCCUUGUGGCAAAGCCCAGGGCAAGGGCAUCUUUCUGAUCAACAAGCUCUCGCAGAUCAAAAAGUGGUCCCGGGACAGCAAAACAUCUUCGUUUGUGGCCCAGCCCAGUAAGGAGGCCUACGUGAUCUCCCUGUACAUUAACAACCCGCUGCUGAUCGGCGGCAGGAAGUUUGACCUGCGCUUAUACGUGCUGGUGUCGACGUAUCGCCCGCUGCGCUGUUACAUGUACAAACUUGGGUUCUGCCGCUUCUGCACGGUGAAGUACACGCCCAGCACCAGCGAGCUGGACAACAUGUUUGUUCAUCUCACCAACGUCGCCAUCCAGAAGCACGGGGAGGACUACAACCACAUCCACGGGGGCAAGUGGACGGUGAGCAACCUGCGGCUGUACUUGGAGAGCACCCGGGGCAAGGAGGUGACCGGCAAGCUGUUCGACGAGAUCCACUGGAUCAUCGUGCAGUCGCUGAAGGCCGUGGCGCCGGUGAUGAACAACGACAAGCACUGCUUCGAGUGCUACGGCUACGACAUCAUCAUCGACGACAAGCUGAAGCCCUGGCUGAUUGAGGUGAACGCGUCCCCGUCCCUCACUUCCAGCACCGCCAAUGACCGAAUCCUUAAGUAUAACCUGAUCAAUGACACCCUCAAUAUCGCGGUCCCUAACGGUGAGAUUCCCGACUGCAAAUGGAACAAGUCCCCCCCGAAGGAAGUUCUCGGCAAUUACGAAAUUCUCUAUGAUGAGGAACUGGCGCAGGGCGAUGGGGCUGACCGCGAGCUGAGAAGUCGCCAGGGCCAGUCGCUGGGGCCCAGAGGGGGCCGAUCAAGAGACUUGGGGAGAACCGUCCUCACCACCUGGAAGUGACCACCCGGGAACACAGAAGACCACAGCCUGACCUUCCCAAAUGCUCCCCGCACCCGGGCCUAUUUUGAAAUUUCCUUUUUCUAGAGCUUUUUUCCUUUAUAAGCCCUGUAAAUAAAUAAAGGCACUUCUUCGGAAGGUUAAGAAGUGUCUGGCGAGGGAAGGAGGCCCUGCUUCUCCUUCGCUGUCACGCGACACUUUGGACCCCA
Molecule: messenger RNA, 1762 nt
Organism: Hyaena hyaena (striped hyena)
Lineage: Eukaryota; Metazoa; Chordata; Mammalia; Carnivora; Hyaenidae
Gene: TTLL1
Product: tubulin tyrosine ligase like 1
Exons: 13
Coding region: 285-1556 (423 amino acids)
Biological process (GO): microtubule cytoskeleton organization; protein polyglutamylation
Cellular component (GO): cilium
Molecular function (GO): tubulin binding; tubulin-glutamic acid ligase activity
Source: RefSeq, a predicted model, not a curated record